UCUGUGCUUUAUAGAUGUACAUAAUCCCUGAGAUGACCCAGAAAACAAACUCCUCUGACUGCCGAGACAUUGCAGAGUUCGCCGCAGGGCUGCAUGUAGCCGGAGCAUCAGCUGAAGGAACUACGCCGGCACUGAUCCAACUUCUCAGCCGAUUCCACAAUAAAAUAUCGGGGCGACAUGGCUGAACACAUGAUGAUGCCCAUGAACCAUGGCUUCAGGAUGGGCAUGAAUGGGCCACCACAGCACAACUGCCAGCGCAGUCUGCCCAAUGGCCAGGUAAUGCACUAUGGCAGGAACCCUCAGAGCAAUAUGGAAGCUGCCAUGAGACAGAGACCGGGUAUGGUGGGACCUGGAGGGAUGGUCCCUGUGAAUGGAGCUCCCAUGGCCAACCACCACCACCACCAAAUGAUGUCUGGUAACAUGAUGUACAAUGGCCAGUGUCCACAGCAACAGCAACAGCACCACCACUUGCACUCUCAGCAGCAGCAGCAGCAGCAGCAGCAGGGAGGACACCCACAGCAGUACCUCCCUGGGAAUCUCACUUCGCAGCAGCUCAUGGCCAGCAUGCACCUGCAAAAACUCAACACUCAGUAUCACGGACACCCGCUGAGCUCAACUAAUGGUCACCAUCUGCCAAAUGGUCCACAGUACCGGAUGGGCCCGGGCCAGCUUUCCAGCAUGCAACACAUUAGUGGGCCUUUGGGGCUGAAUGGUAUGGACAUGGAUCUGAUCGAUGAGGAGGUUCUGACUUCACUGGUACUGGAAUUUGGUUUAGAUCGCAUUCAGGAGCUUCCUGAGCUCUUCCUGGGACAGAAUGAGUUUGACUUCAUAUCAGACUUUGUGUGCAAACAGCAGCCGAGCACAGUGAGCUGUUGAGGAAUUUAGUUGAAAAGUGUUUGGUUUGUUUAGAUUCAACAGCCCAAAGAAUGACUGAAUGGCCACAGUAGCACAGCGAGAGGAGACAAUCCCCCUGUUCUGUUUGGGUAUUUCUGUAUUGUGAGUUGUUGAAGAACUGUAAUGGGCAAAAACGCAGAAAAAACACCAGGUUUCUCUGCUUUGAGACGGUGCCAGCAAGAUCCGCUGCCUUUGGCCAAAAUGGGGCAUCCUGAUGCAGCGGGCUCCGUCUGUACCCAUCUGGCCCACAGCACAUGUGCCUACAGUGCCAAGGCUUUUGGACAAUUGUAAAUUUAACAAACACAAUGAGAAAAGCUGACCUAAAAGACUGUCAUUCUGGGUCCACCAGAUUUGGUUUAAUCUUUUAAAGUGUUUUAUCUCUGAUGACAAUUUUAACUAGUAGCAGACUAUAGAUCAUACAAAUUUAUAAAAAGGUAGUUCUCUGAAUUUGCUUAUAUGAGGAAGUAAGGAUUUUUGUGUGCAUAUUGAAGGCUGGCUCUUCAAAACUGACUUUCUUCAAAAGAUGACAUUUCCUUGAAGAGCAGGGAAAUGAAGUCGUGCAUCAUUCCAGAGUGGCACAUUUUAGUUUCUUUUGUGGGUAAAAUGUGCUACAUUGAUUAUUUCAUUAUUUCAGUCAUUUAACUGACUGACUAGGUGAAAUCUGCAUUGCAUCUGUUUCCUGCUAAGUAACUAUGAUUGAAACAUUGGCAAAGUAGCACAUUUCCUUGAGUCUUGGCUUUAACAAAGCUUUUAUUUGUGCAUCAAAGUCUCACCACUCCAUGUCUGACAUUCAUAUAUGUGUUACAAGACAGGUUACUGCUGUAUGGAACUGCAAGAACAGAUGCACGGUGAAUGCCCUCUUAGCAUCUCAAAAACUGCAUAAUUAUGGCCUAUUUAAAAUGUUAAGGAAAGUUAGGUCCACAACAAAAUCAGUUACUGGUGGCAUAGCUAAUGCUUAAAUUUGUUUUCCAAAACAGGAUUUUUAAAAAAUGCAUUUGAUUGCAGUCUUUGUGUGCUUAGUGUGUACGUUUGUGGAAUAAGGUAUUUAAAUCCCACCGAAGGGCAUCCUCAUCCCAAAAGUCAUCGGUUGGUAAACCGAUCAGGAGACUGCGCAGAGAGAGGGAAUGAUAGAGAGAGAGAUUUUGGCCUGUGGACACAAUGCGUGGACACAGCACUCUGUGCAGCACUUAGUUUAAUCAUUAUUUAAAUCUGUCACUACCUGUGGCAUUGAUUUCAUUAGACUGGAAGAGCAAACAAGUAGCAAAGCUGAUGUUUUUUGCCAUAAAUGAGCUUGUUCUGCUGUGUUUCUACUGACAGGAUUUGAAUUACAUGUUCUCACAUGCUUGUCUUUACUGAGAUCAGCUUGUGCAUUCUCUAGUGACUCAGUAAUUAUAAAAUGGACAUAUAUGAUGACUUUUUCUAAAAGUAAUUAGGUUUUUGGUCAAGGGUGAAGCCUUUCCACAGCAGGUUGGAUGCAUGAUAACUUUCUGUGCUCUUUGUGGAACUGUCGGAAGAGCCAGGGCGACACUGUGUUAAUCUGUUCCAACACACCUGUGCUGCGAUUCCUGCGUCUCACUGGAGAUCUGCCAUCUUGAAGCUCUUGAGUCCAACAAUGGGCAUUGAAAUGCUGUUGUAAAGACAGAAUAAGUGCCAGCACUCUGCUUCACUUUCUCCCUGCCAGAAUUGCAGACACACUCACAACCUCAUAGUUAAGGUGGAAAUUCUUCUGGCCUUAGCAAGACAGUGGCCUCUGAUUACCGCUGUAUCAACAAGCGCAGCCUUUUUGUGUAUUGUAUCUUUGUACUGUAGACUAGAGCUGAAGCUGAUCUAGAUACAUUUAAGGUACUUUCAAAAAAAUGUUUAAAAAAGCAUUGUCAGAAAUAAAUGUAAGUCAGUGGCUGAUUUUGAUGUAUUGACAAGAGAUUAUAUCCUACUUUUUUUGUUUAUUUGUUUGUUUAGCGAAAAAGUGUGUAGAUGUUUUUGGGUGCAGGGCCUGAAGCUUUAAGACCAAGUGGACUGCAUGUGUUGAAGGAUGCAAGAGGAAUGCCACUGCUUUCUCACAAAGCAGCUGAGAAUGUACAGCACAGUACUUUGUGGGAGCUUGUCUUACAAUGGUAGAUAAACAUGUGAGAUUGUAAUCCUUAUUCCAAAUUACACACCAUUAAUUUGGGUGACAACCCACCCGCCUACCCUCCCUCACACAUUCUCCUCAUCCUCCUCCUUUCCCACUUCCACAAAGCUUUUGUAAUGUUAUUGAUUAUAUUUGAAGAAAAUGUAUUUAUUUUCAAAUAAAAUAUUUAUUUAAAGUGCUGUUUUUAAUUGUAUGUCAGUGAUUUCUUAAACCACUCUUAAAAGGAGCCAAACAUGUAACUUGUCAUAAAGAUACAGCACUGUUGAUAUAUACCGAGAGCCUUGAGAGAUGCUCUUUAUUUGCCUGAUCUUUUUUUUAUUGGUUCUCAAGACUUCCACACCCACAAUAAGCAAUGAGCAAACAGAAGAGCAAAGUACAAGUUACAUAUCCUAAAUAGUAGUGAGUCAGCACUCUGUCAACACAGAGAAUGUUUUUGUUGAUUCGUUGUGUUAUAUAAUUUAAAAAAAAAGUUUAGCAACCUGCAAAGUAACAGCAUACCAGAGUAAAGAUUUAUAAAUACAUACAUACUAAAUGGCUCAAAUGGCUCACAGAGACAUCCUCCCACACUGACACAUUUAAAUGACAAGUCUUGUUUUCUCCUAAGGCUUUUAUUUCUCUGUUAGAGCUGAAUAAAGAGCUCACUGCACAUUUCCAGCUAGAAGUUUUGCUCUACCAUUUUUCUAAAAGAACAGCUCUGUGGGGACUUACGAUUAAAAAAAAGUCUAAUUGAAAUUCUAAUUAGCUGUGCAGUAAAGUCAUACUACUAGACCUCAAAUACACGUGCUGUUUUACAUGGUGUUCGUCAAGGCAGGAUUUUGUCCUUGAGCUGUUUUUAAUAGGUUGCUGAAAACAGUGAGAACUGGUGCAGGCUUGCAGGAACCCAAAUCUGUAGAAGGACAGACACUAGUAGCAUCUAAGAUUUGUGCCACUAGCCAUGGAUUGCAGACAGUCAAGUGCUAAGUAACCCAAACCAAAAUGUUGUCCAUCCUCUAAACAUUUAAUCCAUGAUGUUUUAUUAAGUAAAAUCUAAGAAAGAAGCCUGCAUUACAUUGCCUACACAAUUAAAGUUAUUUUAAAAUGACUAGAGUAAACGAAUUAAAACACAUAGGCUUUAUACUGCAAUAUAAUGAAUUGUAAAUAAACACUAUGUAGCAGGUUCAGAAAUGUGCUGGACUUAGGAAACAUUUUUGUCUUCAUGACAAACGAGAGAAACCCAAAUAAAGAUAAAUAAGGUGUAACAACAAAGACUAUAUAAAAUA
Haplochromis burtoni (Burton's mouthbrooder) is the source of this 4284-nucleotide messenger RNA. Its product is annotated as cbp/p300-interacting transactivator 3. Lineage: Eukaryota; Metazoa; Chordata; Actinopteri; Cichliformes; Cichlidae. The transcript has 2 exons. The coding region runs from base 178 to 876 and encodes 232 amino acids. Gene Ontology annotation, biological process: regulation of DNA-templated transcription. The record is from RefSeq and is a predicted model, not a curated record. Gene Ontology annotation, cellular component: nucleus.